Messenger RNA from Morus notabilis, 1047 nucleotides. Its product is annotated as transcription factor MYB35. Lineage: Eukaryota; Viridiplantae; Streptophyta; Magnoliopsida; Rosales; Moraceae. The record is from RefSeq and is a predicted model, not a curated record. The transcript is spliced from 3 exons. Bases 1 to 1047 code for a protein of 348 amino acids.
AUGGUGAGACCUCCUUGUAGUGACAAGCCAAAUGUGAAAUGGUCAGCAGAGGAAGAUGCAAAGAUACUUGAACAUGUAUCAAAAAGAGCAGGUCUUAGAAGAUGUGGGAAAAGUUGCAAGCUUAGAUGGACUAAUAAUCACCUGAGGCCUGAUCUCAUUAAGCAUGAUCAGAUCAGCUUCACACCUAAAGAAGAAGAAUUAAUUAUCAAACUUCAUGCAACCAUUGGCAGCAGGUGGCCUCUGAUUGCACAACAACUUCCAGGCCGGACAGACGAGGAUGUGAAGAACUACUGGAACACAAAGCUGAGAAAGAAGCUCUCUGGAAUGGGAAUUGAUCCAGUUACUCACAAGCCUUACUCUCAAAUCCUGGCUGAUUAUGGAAACAUUGGUGGCGUCCCAAAGUCCGGCAUGAGAAUUGGUUCCCUCAACAAAGACUUGAAGAAUGCAAUCCUCAUGAAAAGAGAAGCAUUUUCAACCCCAAACACAAAACCAAAUUUGGUCUCACCCAAAACUGAGCCAAACCAAGACAGCAACUUUCUUAACCACAGAAACCAGUCACUUGACCUUCUUGCUCAGCUCCAAGCCAUAAAGUUGGUCACUGAGGCCUCAAACUAUCCGCCGCCCGGUUUGAUUAGCAAAGAACCCGCAUUUUCAUUUUCUUUUGCAUUCUCACCCUCAUCCUCACCAGUUUCCUCCUCUUCUGAUUAUUCAACUUGCUCCUCUGCUGCCCAAGAGUUGCCCCCUCUUGCCUUCAACUGGAAUGACUUUCUUCUUGAAGACGCGUUUCUACCGAGUGAUGAAGCUCAAGGAGAUGCAAAAGUCGCCGAGUUUUCGCCUCGGAAUCUAGUACCAGAAAGCCAUAUCCACACGACUUCACAGGACGUUGAGGGACCUAAAGAUGGUGCUGGGGAUCAUACGGUGUUAAGCAAUGAUCAUGAAGUGAACGAGACGUCUUCGUGUGAGACUUCUUUUGUGGAGGCAUUGCUUGCUAGAGAGAAUGAGAUGUUGCUGGAGUUUCCUGAACUUCUUGAAGAGGCGUUUUACUAA